Molecule: messenger RNA, 558 nt
Organism: Rotaria sordida
Lineage: Eukaryota; Metazoa; Rotifera; Eurotatoria; Philodinida; Philodinidae
Source: the annotation of a GenBank genome assembly
AUGCCACUUUUACAUAUAAAAUUUGAACAAAUAAAAAAAGAUAAAAAUUCUAUAGAAUAUCAAUCUGAAGAAUCUAUUUCAAAUACUGAAAUAUACAAUGAUCAACAACCACAAACAUCAAAUGAUAUAAUAUCAUCAUUUAAAAAUGAUCUUGAAGAUAUUGAAACACGUUUAUGUCCUGGUUCAUUAGGUGGUUUUAUUAUUGGUACUAAUGUUAGUUGUUCCGGUCAUAAUUAUUCAUCUCAACAAUUAUCUGAUAUAAUUUCAUAUACAUCAUCAACAGAUGAUAAUGAAAAUAUAAAUCAUAAUUUUAAUUGGAUUAUAAUUGAUUUAGGUUUAUUUAUUAUUCCAACACAUUUUACAUUAAGACAUAUACAAGAUGUUAAUGAUAUGAAUUCAUCGACAACAAUAUGGAUAGUUAAGAAUUUAAUUGAAAAUUCAACAGUUUAUGGACAAGAAUUAUUAUAUCAACUUCAUCGAAUCAACAUUCGAUGUUCAUCAACAACAUUUGAUCAUGAACGUACAAUAUCUCAAUAUGUGAGGACACACAUCUCCUAA